This is a messenger RNA of Histoplasma mississippiense, 3495 nucleotides long. RefSeq lists its product as hypothetical. Bases 1 to 3495 code for a protein of 1164 amino acids. Gene Ontology annotation, molecular function: nucleic acid binding; protein binding; aspartic-type endopeptidase activity. NCBI's taxonomy places the organism in Eukaryota, Fungi, Ascomycota, Eurotiomycetes, Onygenales, Ajellomycetaceae. The record is from RefSeq and is a predicted model, not a curated record. Gene Ontology annotation, biological process: DNA integration; proteolysis. The transcript is spliced from 7 exons.
AUGUCUGAGGCCGAACAACCUACGAAUACUCCUCGAUCAGUGAUCGCUGAAUCAGCACCAGCAGUAUCUGCCUCAGCAAACCGGCGGGAAAUCCGACUUGCCGAUCCACCUGCCUAUUAUGGCAGUAAUCUACAUGAAUAUAAUAUAUUCAUACGAGCUCUCGAACGUAUAUACAAGUUGAAUCCAACUCAGUAUGAUACCGAUGAGGUCAAGAUCGUUUAUGCUUCGGUUGCUCGAAUUCAAGCCGUUUACAAGGGCCAUACUAGGAGGAGCAACAACAAGCAAGAGUCCUUUUCACAGAAUAGAGAGAAUGACAAUAAGCGUGGAACCAAGCGAUACUCUGAUGGUUCCCCUUCGAAGGCGCAACGAAAUUUAACCUCAGCUGGAAAACUCACCAUAGAAGAACGUCAGCACCAUGGUAGAUUCCGCAUGUAUAUCACUAUCCAACUAGACACCCCUAGUGGUCCUGAGCCGAUUCGAUGCCUAGUCGAUUCUGGAGCAGAUUUCAACUAUAUCUCUCACACUUACGCCACUUCAAAAGGAUGGAAACGGAUUGGACCACCAUCUCAAGUGCAAUAUCCUGACGGACGACGAGGAUACCGAUAUGGCAUCGUUAAUGCUACUCAAAGAGCCACCGAUGGGCUAGGUGAAACUCGAGAGAGCAAACUUAGUUUCCAUUCAGUUAACCUAGCAGAUGAGGAUCUUUAUCUAGGUCUUCCUUGGUUAAGAACAGUUAAUCCUUUGAUCGAUUGGAAAGCACUAUCAUGGCGACAUCGAAUCGGAGAUACUAGGAUUGAAAUAGCAGAACCAGAAGAAUUUAUUCGUUCUAUGCAAGAAACAUCUACAACACCACUCUACUUUUGGGACGGCAACACCGAAUCUUCUUCGGAACGACUAUGUUCUAUUAACGAGACUACCUUACCUCAAAAUCUACAAGAUCUUUUAACUGAAUUUAAGGACAUCUUUUCUGCUGAAGCAGCAGCCAAGUUGGAUGAGAACCCCAUCAUAUCACAUCAUAUUCGAUUACAAGAUGGAAAGGAACCCCCUUACGGACCUCUAUACAAUCUUUCGAUAGCAGAACUAGAUGCCCUACGCAAAUAUCUAGAAGAGAUGCUGUCACGGCAGUGGGAUCGAUAUCCAAUUCCUCGCAUUGAAGAAAUGUUAGAUCGAUUACAGAACGCCAUCAUCUUCUCUAAGAUAGACCUCCGAGAUGCCUACUAUCGCAUACGGAUAGCAGAAGGGGAUGAAUGGAAGACUGCAUUUCGAACCCGAUACGGCAGUUAUGAGUUCCGUGUUAUGCCUAUGGGGCUCUGUAAUGCCCCUGCUACAUUCCAAUCUUAUAUCAAUGAGGUGUUGAAAGGCCUUGUUGAUAUCUGCUGUAUUGUCUAUCUCGAUGACAUCCUUAUCUAUUCCCAAAAUACCGAAGAUCAUACGAAACACCUCCGAUUAAUUUUCGAACGUUUACGGAAAUAUCGACUUUAUGCUAAGGAAAGCAAAUGCACCUUUUUCACCACUGAGGUUGAGUUCCUUGGCUAUAUUGUAUCACCUACCGCAAGAAAAGCUUUUGUAAACCUGAAAGAAACAUUUGCACAAGCUGUUCUACUGGUCCAUUAUGACCCGCGGAAGGAAACCCAAGUCGAAACGGAUGCAAGCAAGGAUGGUAUUGCUGGCAUUCUAUCUCAACGCCUUGAAUCACCACCAGAAACUUACCAGGAAGCUAUGAAAAUAGCAUCUGAACGAAGCCAAAACAUCUGUAAUUCGGUGCCUACUCGAAGAAAAGAGUGGAGGCCCAUCGCAUUUUUCUCACAGAAGCUUUCUGGAGCUUCUAGGAACUAUGACACCCAUGAUUUGGAACUUCUGGCUAUAGUGGCAUCAUUUCGCCACUGGCGGCACUAUCUGCAAGGCAAUCCGUACCCAAUUCAGGUCAUAACCGACCAUGAUAAUCUGAAAUACUUUCUUUGUAACAAAAGCUUGAACAACCGCCAGGCGCAUUGGGCGGAAGAGCUAUCUGCUUAUGAUUUCUAUGUGGUCUAUCGACCAGGACGGCUAAACCCCGCCGAUCCACCUUCAAGACGUCCAGACUAUGUCAUUUCCCCUGGGGAUGAGAGGGACGCCUUUACUGUAGCCCGAAGCCAAGAAGUUGAGAAUAGCGCGGAGCCUGGGAUUCUUAGAGAAGCCUCCGAUACAUCCGGAGAUCCUUCGAUCAUCUGGCGAGUAGAUGAAGAUCGUGGACUUCUACAUCGCAAUCAUGCUAUCUACGUUCCCCCUAGCAAAGCAAUCACCCAGGAGUUGUUGCGAAUUCAUCAUGAUGACCCCUGGGCAGGCCACUUUGGUAUUGCCAGAACCUUAGAGCUUCUACGUCGCAAGUAUUACUGGAAUACGCUCCUAAAAGACGUCGAAACGUACGUCAGAGAGUGUGAUAUCUGCCAGCAUGUUAAAGCUAAGAGGCAUAAGCCAUACGGGCAACUUGCCAAAAUUCCUGUGCCUACUAGGCCGUUCAGUUCUCUUGCCAUGGAUUUCAUUGUCGGAUUACCCACCAAUACUAUUCUAAGCGAUUACGGUUCGCCUUCGUCUAUCAUAUCUGAUAGAGACAAGUUGUUUACCAGUCACUACUGGUCAACAUUCUGUUAUUAUUUACGAGUUAAGCGCAAUCUGAGUACGGCAUUCCACCCUCAAACCGAUGGGCAAACGGAACGCCAGAACCAAACCUUAGAGAACUACUUACGAGCAUACUCGAACUACCACCAGGAUAACUGGGUGGAUCUGCUUCCGCAGGCACAAUUUGCCUACAAUUCUGUUUCCCAGGCAUCUAUUGGCAUGCCACCGUUCCGAGCACUACUAGGUUACGAUCCUGUUCCACCGAGAGGGGUGAUUGAUAAAGAAUCUGAAUCUGCAACUUCUGUUGAUCUAGAACCCUUAGCUACAGCAAGGGUUGAGAAAUUACAAGAAAUACAGAGCAAGCUUCAAGUUACUGUCCGAAAGUCUUUCGAAAAGCAAGCGGAAUACUAUAACAGAAGGCAUCAGGAUAAAACCUUUGCCAUUGGAGAUCCAGUUCUCCUAUCUUCCCUGAAUAUAGCAACUUCUAGACCAUGCCGCAAGCUUGAAGAUAAAUGGUUUGGACCGUUUACAAUUCUGAACACCAUCGGAUCGCAAGCAUAUCGAUUAGAUCUUCCGAGAACCUUUGGAUCUAUGCACCCUGUCUUCCAUGUUACCCUGUUAGAACCUUAUUACCAGCGACCGGGUGAAGAACCUAAGAAACCUCCUGGUAUCCUACUCGAAGGCAGAACGGAGUAUUUUGUUGAAGCUAUUUUGGAUAAACGAUUGCACCGCAAUAAGGAGCAAUAUCUUGUUAAGUGGGAAGGAUAUCCUAAUACUGAGAACACCUGGGAACCUCCUGAGAAUCUUUUGAACUCCCGCAAUCUUCUCGAAGAAUAUGAGAAGGUAAAUCGAAAUCGACCCCUUGUUAAGAAGAAACGUUCUAGAAUACGACAUUAG